AUGGUCGAGACGAAACUGGAGCCUGAUACCAUUAUCUACAGUGCUGGGAUCAGCGCUUGCGAGAAAGGUCAGCAGUGGCAGCAGGCUCUGGCGCUGCUUAGCCAGAUGGUCGAGACGAAACUGGAGCCCGAUACCAUUAUCUACAGUGCUGGGAUCAGCGCUUGUGAGAAAGGUCAGCAGUGGCAGCAGGCUCUGGCGCUGCUUAGCCAGAUGGUCGAGACGAAACUGGAGCCCACUGCCAUCAACUACCACGCUGGGAUCAGCGCGUGCGAGAAAGGUCAGCAGUGGAAGCAGGCUCUGGCGCUGCUUAGCCACAUGGUCGAGACGAAACUGGAGCCCACCGUCAUCAGCUACAGUGCUGGGAUCAGCGCUUGCGAGAAAGGUCAGCAGUGGCAGCAGGCUCUGGCGCUGCUUAGCCAGAUGGUCGAGACGAAACUGAAGCCCGAUACCAUUAUCUACAGGGCUGGGAUCAGCGCUUGCGAGAAAGGUCAGCAGUGGCAGCAGGCUCUGGCGCUGCUUAGCCAGAUGGUCGAGACGAAACUGAAGCCCGAUACCAUUAUCUACAGUGCUGGGAUCAGCGCUUGCGGGAAUGGUCAGCAGUGGCAGCAGGCUCUGGCGCUGCUUAGCCAGAUGGUCGAGACGAAACUGGAGCCCGAUACCAUUAUCUACAGUGCUGGGAUCAGCGCUUGCGAGAAAGGUCAGCAGUGGCAGCAGGCUCUGGCGCUGCUUAGCCAGAUGGUCGAGACGAAACUGGAGCCCGAUACCAUUAUCUACAGUGCUGGGAUCAGCGCUUGCGAGAAAGGUCAGCAGUGGCAGCAGGCUCUGGCGCUGCUUAGCCAGAUGGUCGAGACGAAACUGGAGCCCGAUACCAUUAUCUACAGUGCUGGGAUCAGCGCUUGCGAGAAAGGUCAGCAGUGGCAACAGGCUCUGGCGCUGCUUAGCCAGAUGGUCGAGACGAAACUGGAGCCCACUCUCAUCUCUACUACAAUGCAGCGUUCACCGCUCUCAGCUACAGUGCUGGGAUCAGCGCGUGCGGGAAGGGCGUGCAGUGGCAGCGGGCGCUGGCGCUGCUGA
Molecule: messenger RNA, 1074 nt
Organism: Prorocentrum cordatum
Lineage: Eukaryota; Dinophyceae; Prorocentrales; Prorocentraceae
Source: the annotation of a GenBank genome assembly